AUGUCUAAGCUUCAAAAACAGAAUGAAAGACAAUUGAUAGAUAUUAUAAACAACAGGUCCAAUGAAAAUAAGUGUGGAGAAUGUGGUAGUAUGCAUCCAACUUGGGCUUCUUGGAAUCUUGGGAUUUUUUUAUGUGGUAGAUGUGCAUCUGUUCAUAGGAGAGUUUUACCUUCGAAUGUUUCCAAAGUCAAAUCGCUCACUUUAGAUACUUGGACGUCUGAACAAAUCGAUAGAUUAAGAAGAAUUGGUAAUAAAAGAGCCAAGAAACAAUGGAAUUCUAAGCGGGAACCUUUCCCUUUUGAUGAUGACGAUACUUCAGAAACUGAACAAUAUAUCAGAUCCAAGUACAUUGAUGGUAGAUUUAGAGAUGAACCUAUUGAUAAAAGUGAAUAUGAAGACAAGUAUUCCAGGUACUCCGAUGAAGAUGAUUAUUCGUCCAAGACAAGAAGACUGAGAUCUAAUAGUUUAAGACUGAGGCUGAGACUGAAUAGUGUUAGACAACAAGUGCCCAAAUUAACUCACAGAAAAUUGACAUCGUUUGAAUCCACCCAAUUCAAAAGUCAAGUAAAUAAGAUCCUAUCCUUCGGAUACAAAAACCCUGAAAGUAUUCAAGAAGCUUUAAUUUUGAGUAAUGGAGAUAUAGAUUUUGCUUUGGAUAUUUUAGAAGAAGAUGCAAAGUCAAAUCCUUCACAAGAGGAAGUUGCACCAUCAUUACCAUCAAGACCACGGCCUUCAAUUUCACAAAGCGACUCAUUCCUGGCAAAUAACCCUUUGGCAUCAAUGGCUACUAACCAAACUCAAAAUUCUAAUAACUGGUGGUCUGGGUCUAACGUUUCUUCCAAUGCUACUGGUUUCAAUCAGCAACUUCAACAACCUCAAAUUUAUCAAUACACCGACCCUGUCACUGGUAGAGUUUCUUAUAUCGACUCCAAUGGACAAGAAUAUUUGGAUCCAAGUAAUCCACAACAUCAGCAGUUACUUUAUCAACAGCAAAAUCCACAAUUGGUUGCUCAACAAACCCACAAGCAACAAAUUUUGUCCUUAUAUAAUCAGCCCGAUAACUUUUCUUCCAAUGUAGCUGUGCCUGUUGAUCAAUUGAACCAGUCUCAACAACCACAACAACCACAACAACCACAACAACCUCAACCUCAACAACCUCAACCUCAACAACCUCAACCUCAACAACCUCAACAGUUCCAACAGUUCCAACAACAAUUCCAACAACCCACACAACAACAAUUCCAACAACCUACACAACAGCUGUUCGGUCAACAACCACAAUAUCAACAGCAACAAUUUAUGCAACAACCAACCGGAAUGGGAUUUCAACAACCCUAUAACGGACAAUACCAACAAUUUCAACAAUGA
Yamadazyma jaroonii is the source of this 1368-nucleotide messenger RNA. The record is from the annotation of a GenBank genome assembly. NCBI's taxonomy places the organism in Eukaryota, Fungi, Ascomycota, Pichiomycetes, Serinales, Debaryomycetaceae.